GCCCCCGAGCAGUUACAAAGGGCCGGAGCCUGGCGGCCGCGGCGGCUGGGGAGGUGGGGCGAGGCGAGGCUUGCGGAGGCGAGGCGGCGGCCGGGCCGGGCCGGGCCACGGGCGGUGGCGGCGGGACCAUGAAGGCGGCGGCCACUGCUCGGCGGCCCCGGCUGCUCCUGCUCGUGCUGGCGGCGGCGGCGGCGGCCACGCUGGUCUCGAGGGCUGCGGCGUUGCAGUGUUUCUGCCAUCUUUGCACAAAGGACAAUUUUACUUGUGUCACCGAUGGACUUUGCUUUGUCUCUGUGACGGAGACCACAGACAAAGUUAUACACAACAGCAUGUGCAUAGCUGAAAUCGACCUGAUUCCCCGGGACAGACCCUUUGUGUGUGCACCGUCUUCGAAGACUGGGUCCGUCACCACAUACUGCUGCAACCAGGACCACUGCAACAAGAUAGAACUCCCAACUGCUGGAAAGCCAUCGUCUGGUCUUGGUCCCGUCGAACUGGCUGCUGUCAUUGCCGGACCAGUCUGCUUUGUCUGCGUCUCACUUAUGUUGAUGGUUUAUAUCUGCCACAAUCGCAUGGACAUUCACCACCGAGUGCCGAACGAAGAGGACCCAUCAUUAGACCGUCCUUUUAUCUCUGAGGGUACUACACUGAAAGAUUUGAUUUACGACAUGACAACAUCUGGCUCUGGGUCAGGUUUGCCAUUGCUCGUUCAGAGAACAAUUGCCAGAACUAUUGUGCUACAAGAAAGUAUCGGCAAGGGUCGAUUUGGAGAAGUAUGGCGAGGCAAGUGGAGAGGAGAAGAGGUGGCUGUUAAAAUAUUCUCCUCCAGAGAAGAGCGUUCCUGGUUCCGUGAGGCAGAGAUCUAUCAAACUGUGAUGCUACGUCAUGAAAACAUCUUGGGGUUCAUAGCAGCAGACAAUAAAGACAAUGGCACGUGGACUCAGCUCUGGUUGGUGUCAGAUUAUCAUGAGCACGGGUCCCUCUUUGACUAUUUGAAUCGAUACACAGUUACUGUGGAAGGAAUGAUAAAACUCGCUCUGUCCACAGCAAGUGGACUCGCCCAUCUUCACAUGGAAAUUGUCGGCACCCAAGGAAAACCAGCCAUUGCUCACAGAGAUUUGAAAUCCAAGAAUAUCCUUGUAAAGAAGAACGGGACUUGCUGCAUCGCAGACUUGGGGCUGGCAGUAAGACAUGACUCAGCCACAGACACCAUUGACAUUGCUCCAAAUCACAGAGUGGGAACAAAAAGGUACAUGGCUCCUGAGGUCCUGGACGACUCCAUAAACAUGAAGCACUUUGAGUCCUUCAAACGGGCCGACAUCUAUGCCAUGGGCUUGGUGUUCUGGGAGAUAGCACGGCGAUGUUCCAUUGGUGGAAUUCAUGAAGAUUACCAGCUGCCUUAUUAUGAUCUUGUACCUUCUGACCCAUCCGUUGAAGAAAUGAGGAAAGUUGUUUGUGAGCAGAAAUUAAGGCCAAAUAUUCCAAACAGAUGGCAGAGCUGCGAAGCCUUGAGAGUGAUGGCUAAAAUCAUGAGAGAAUGUUGGUAUGCCAACGGAGCAGCCAGACUUACAGCUUUGAGGAUUAAGAAGACAUUGUCACAACUCAGUCAACAGGAAGGCAUCAAAAUGUAACUCUCCAGCUUUGCCUGAACUCUACUUCGCCUCCAGAUCUGCUCCUGGGUCUUCAUUUGGGAAGUCACUUGUUCUACCUCACUGAGAGGGAACAGAAGGCUAUUGCUUCCUUGUGCGACAGUGGCAUAAGGUCAAUUGAGAACUUCCCAAGGAUUCUUGGGACCCAGAAAACAGCCCUGUGGGUCCUCUUCUGCACUAUGAGUGAGCGCUGCUUUCCCAGGACAGUUCUCAAAUAUUAUGCAGUCUACCUGUAUUUUUUAUUAACAGAACUUGUUUUUUAAAAGAAGGUCUUUUAAAAUUUUAAAUUGCAGGUCUUAACUUUAGGUAACUCUGCUGAAAAUUACCUUUAAGGUUAGUUAAAGGAGCUGGAUUGAUGAGCGAAAUGAAACAUUUCUUAUUUUUAGAGAAAGUGAUUUACUCCUGGUUAGUACAUUCUCAGAGGAUUCUGAACCACUAAAGAGUUCCCUUGCUUCAGACUUUGAAUGUACUGUUCUGUGAUUUUCAGGAUCUUAAAAUGAAUACUUAUAAAGCUCUUAUCUUGAGUCUAAAAAUGACCUCAUAUAGUAGUGAGGGACAGAACUUAUACGGUUGUAUUUUGUAUACUCUAACUGUUCUUUCGCAUAUUUAGGACAUGAUUGCCUAAAUGAGUGGAAUUGUACUAUACCAGAAAGUGCCACUUCCAUAUGUCUUUUAAAUGGAAACGAGUAGAGGUGCUUCAAGUCUCUAUGUAUCAAAACCUCUUCAUGUUUUAAUUUAAAAAAAAAGGUUUCUGGGUCACCAGAUUUGUUUGUUUGUUUGUUUGUUUGUUUGUUGGGAGUGUUUUUGUGGUAUGUUGUUCAGUAUUCCAUUUUGAAAAUGCCUUUCUCCUACCAAAACGUACUUAAACCACUAAAGAAACGAAGUGGCAUUAAUUGGUAAAUUGUUGUCAUGGUUACGUUUGAACGAUCUUACAUCGAACUUUGCACUUACCUGUGUUGUGUAGGUUACUUUAAAAGUCACGUGGCACCCAGAUGCUUAUAGUACUUUAGUAAUUUAAAGCCCCAGCCUAUGGACUAAUUGUUCGAAAAGGGAAAGCUUGUCUAGCUGCUUGUAAAAGUUUUGUGGCAUUCUGUAAGCCAUUUUUCCCCCUUUAUCUGAUCAAAGACAGUGUUAUAUUUUUUAAGAAAUGUGUUACGUUUGAGAUGCAAAUAUGGUUCAUGUUAAAUGGGAAAGUAAAGGUGGUUAAUAAUUUGAACAGCUAACAGGUAUGCAGGAGAAUCAUAUUUGGUAAGCAGGUGUCAACAUUUCUAGGAUUUUCAGUCUUUGUAAUUGAGCCUAGAGUCAGUACAGGGCUGCUUUGAGACCUCACUACAGUUUGGGGAGGGCAGCUUUUAAUAUCGUCUCCUGCGUGCAGAUGGCGCAGUUACUAAUCCACGUGGUGGUGUAGUGAGUUCAGCGCACCCUUGCGAUUUGGGCGAGAGGCAGUAGAAGUAUUUUCUGAGUGUAGAUUUUCCAGUUACAGAUGCUUUUUGCUCACGGUAAAUGUUUAAAGUGAACUUGUCAUAGUUCUUCUCACAUUAAAUUGAAACUGGCUUCUCAUCAUUGAUCUUUUAUUUCCAGUGCUAAACGUCUUUGCAGGGCUUUCACAGUUAUCAGAGACCUCUUUAUCACUGUGACCUUAUUUUAAGGUGGAAAAAAAGAAAGAAAGAAAGAAAGAAAGAAAGAAAGAAAGAAAGAAAGAAAGAAAGAAAGAAAGGAAGGAAGAAAGGCAACUGUAGUUGUGAGGCAAGACCUUGACUUUGCAGUUAGUUCUAUCAACUUCCAGAAGAGAUGGUCAGAAUAACCUCUCCAGUAUUUGGGGUAAGAGAUGGUGGUCACUUAUGCUCACUGAGCUGCCCUCUGAUAAAUGUUUUAUCACAUAGCAAAAUUGGAAGACUGUUGACUCUUCAAGCCAAAGUUAUCAUAGAAUUAAUGACAUACUUCAUAGGAGCUUAGUGCUGACUUCAUCUGUUUAAAAACAUGACAGGAAAAAUGCACUUAAAAAUUAAUGUUUUGACUACAAGUUUAGAUAUCAUGGUUUCAUUAAAGCAAAGGAAUGAUUUGGAAGUUUUUCUCUUUUAAUUUGUUAUAGUUUCUGUUUAAUCAUUUCUAACUAUGAUCUGGUACUUCUCUUGUACUCUUUUUUUUUUUUUUUGGAAAUAUAGGGGACCAAUGUAUCUUACCACUAAAAUUAUUUUUAUAUGAUUUUAGAGAACAUACCAAAAGUUCUUGUCUAAUUUAAAUUUGUGAUUGGUAACAUGAUAUCUCAUGUUCUCAUUUUCAUAAAAGGUUAGAAACUGUUGCUAAAGACACUGUUUAAAUCAUUGAUUUACAAUUAUACUGUCCUUGCCUCAUUGGGGAAACUUUUUUGGUGGUGAAUCCAGGAGGGUUUCAAAAGUGGAAUUUAGUUCUAAAUCGAGUUCACAUUGACUGCAGUUAAUUCCUUUUUGGGGCUAAUGAGAGUGUGAUAAAUUUCAAUUAGCUAGCAUUGAGAAUGAACAUAAAAGCUGAAACCAGUGACAACUACUGUGACAGUGACUGUAGAUCACUUUAACUGGCAUGUUAAUUUUGUUGUUUAGAAACAAAAGUUUUUGUUUAACUGCCUGUCUUCAGAUACUCACCUUCUGAGCUCAGCUUGGCUACAACAUUACCUUAAGGCCACCGAGCUACCUGUCCACAUUCACCUCCUCCAGAACCUGCCUGGACGGAUGGGGAUGGGAGAGGAGGGAGUUAGAGGGAUGUAGAUACCCUUGGCCCCCUCCUUACCCCUUCAGCUGCUCCACUCGGUCCCCUUUCUGCUGGACUCAGAGAACACUGCCUUAGCACCACCUUUCCCCGCACCCCCACCCAGCCAGCCAGCAGCCUUUUAAGACUGAGUAACAGCUUUGGGUGUGGAGAGCACUGUAGGCUACUUGUAUUUCCUUCAAAUAACUCAAGUCAUUGAAUGUGACAGACAGGGAGGGAGUCUCUUAAGUUCGAAGAUUGGGUGGAAUCUUGGGUGGAUGAGUCCCCUCCCGGCUGCCUUGCUCUGAGCACAGCUCUGACCACGGAAGGAAGGAACGGGAUGGCUUCCAGGUGGCAGCUAUGGCAACAGGAGUUGUGCCAGCAGCAGUGACCAAUCACGUCCCCUGUGGGACAGGGUGAGACCCAAAGAGCUGAGCCUGUAAUGUUUUUCUGCUGUAAUAAUAGUGCUCAAGAAGUGCCUUGAGUCAGUGUCUAGUGCCAUGGCCAUUAAAAAUUCAAAGUUGCAGUUGUGACUACAGAAUUUAAGUGGUCCCUUGGCCAUUUUGCAGUUUAUAUAUGAAUGAGUUCCCUUUUCUGCACCUCUGAGAACCGUCACAUACAGACUCUGCUGGAAAGCGGGAUGGUCAAGUGCUCAUUAAAAAUGCAAAUCAGAAUCAGAAACCCAUCAGACAGGUUAACCGAGAGUUUGUUUUAUUUUUGCACUGAAAGAGUGAUUGUAAAAUAACUGUUUCUUUUGUUUCUUGACUGUGGCAGUGUUCUGACUCCAAACUGGAGGCUCCAAGUAAUGGUUUUGUUACAGUCUGGCAGGGAAUGCCAAGGGAGAGAUUUUUUGAGUCCCUAAAGAAUAGCUCUGGGCAUGCACCGAAGCUUCUGGUGUCUGGUUUGGGUUGCUGGAAUGCCCACGUCUAGGACAUUCUGAGGACUGUCAGUAUGUUUAAACUUGAGAAUCCUAUUAUGCAACCUUGUAAAUUCUUUGAAAUGUGGCUAAUAACAUUCAACCUAUUUAUAUAUAAAACGUAAGAAGAAUUUGUGUUUAUUUUUAACAAUAUUUUGAAUGAAUGGCCACGAACCAUGUUUUUGAUAUCCCUUUUUUCACAUUGUGCCAAUGGAAUGGGGUGUUUGAUAAUUUCCUUAUAUAUGUUCAGGAGAUGCUUCAAAAUGUCAAUUGCUUUAAAAGACUUAAAUUACCUCUCAAGAGACCAAGGUACAUUUACCUCAUUGUAUAUAUAAUGUUUAAUAUUUGUCAGAGCAUUCUCCAGGUUUGCGAUUUUAUUUCUAUAUAAAAUAUGAGUAUUGUCUUGCUAAAUUACUCAAAUGGUACUGUAUUGUUUAUAUUUGUGCCCCAGAUAACAUCACGUAUCCUUUCUGUGUUUCAUUGUUAUUUGUGCAAAAUUUUGUUUGGCUCUAUUCCUGUAUUCCCUACCCUUUCAUACUUGUACAGAAACUCUCCAUAGAAAGUUCAUUUAAGUCCCAUGAUUUUUGCGAAACAUGUAAAGAGGAAAGAAAAACAGGAACGACAGCGCCCCUACGGUUUUCUUUUGAGCUAUAUAUUGUAUUUGGAGUAAUAUUCUGGAUGAACUGUAAAUAGGAAGUAGAAGACUGAUGCUUAAUGUCAAGUCCUAACACUACAGUAGGGAAAUGGAAGCAACGCAAAUAAAUCACUCCCCCCCCCAAAUGUUAGUAGUAUAAUUUAAAAUAAAAUAAAAUAAUCUGUGUGA
Erinaceus europaeus (western European hedgehog) is the source of this 6112-nucleotide messenger RNA. RefSeq names its product transforming growth factor beta receptor 1 (gene TGFBR1). The transcript is spliced from 9 exons. The record is from RefSeq and is a predicted model, not a curated record. Gene Ontology annotation, biological process: heart development; cellular response to growth factor stimulus; transforming growth factor beta receptor signaling pathway. Bases 129 to 1631 code for a protein of 500 amino acids. NCBI's taxonomy places the organism in Eukaryota, Metazoa, Chordata, Mammalia, Eulipotyphla, Erinaceidae. Gene Ontology annotation, cellular component: activin receptor complex; plasma membrane. Gene Ontology annotation, molecular function: transforming growth factor beta receptor activity, type I; activin receptor activity, type I; activin binding.